This is a messenger RNA of Aspergillus calidoustus, 1590 nucleotides long. Lineage: Eukaryota; Fungi; Ascomycota; Eurotiomycetes; Eurotiales; Aspergillaceae. The record is from the annotation of a GenBank genome assembly.
AUGGUUGGUGGAACUAUUUGGCCAGUGUUGGGGAUCCAGCCCCUGAAUCACCCCGAGCAUGCCGCCCAAAUUAUAGCCGAGGCCACAGCACUGCUGGAGCUCGACAGCACCAAACGCGCCAAACUACCAGCCCAAUCUUUGGAAGCUUUUCUCAACAGCGUGAUUACUUUAGCUAAGAAAACCCGAGAACAACCAUCCGGACAGGAGAUCUUGGGAAAGCUAAACAGCCUACAGCCGAUCAUAGAAGACAUCACCCUCAUCAAGAACGCGGUCAACAAUGUAAUCGCAUCACCUACUCCCCUCGCGCCUAACGCAGCCGCUCGAAUCAAUACUUGGGCCGACGUAGUCCGCUCAGGCACCCCGUCGUACCCGUCGACACCGAACAGCAGAGCCUCAACAGCGGCAAGCGUCAAGGACAGGGAAACCAUAGUAAAGCUCGACGCGAACGCGGCGGCGAUCUUGCGCAAAAUAUCACCAGAGGAAAUCCGCAAACGAGUGAACGAUGCCCUGGGCUCACGGAUAAGCCUGCUCGGGACCGCCCCACGGGUCAUUGCAGCAAAGCAGUUGAAGAGCGGUGACGUGGUGCUCCACACCGCGACCACGGCAGAGUCGGACAACCUAAAAUCUGCGGAGGAUGAAUGGGUGAAGGUUCUAGGGACGACGGCAAAGGUGAUAAAACCAACAUACGGGGUACUAGUCCAUGGAGUACGGACCAGCAAGGAGUCAAUCGACACGGACAACCAACAAAGAGCCACGGAAAAGAUUGAAUCCGAGAACUCAGUACUCCAUGAAGGGGCGAAAGUAUCCUAUGUAGAAUGGCUGACCAAAGAAGGGAGAAGAAAACCAACCUCUUCUCUUAUCGUGGAAUUCACCACGAAAUACCACGCAAAUCGGGCUAUCCGAGAAGGGCUGGUACUAAACGCGAUUCACCAUGACUGUGUCCUUUACGACCGGUCGUGCAGACUCAAGCAGUGCUACCGGUGCCACGAAUACGGCCACAUCGGACUUCAGUGCGACGCCGAAGAGCGAUGCGGAUACUGUGCAGGCAUGCACAACACCAAGGAAUGUAUGGCGAAAGAAACUGAUCCGAAACCCACCCCCAAGUGUGCGCUCUGCAAGGGGGAACACACUGCAUGGAGCAACGCCUGCCCUCGGAGACGGAGAGAGCAGGCCAGGAUAGAGCUAGCCCGGAAGACCCGGCCUACCUUCCACUACGAAUCGGACGAACCAAGACCGACCACCCUUAAAACGCCAGCCAGCAGAAACGGGGGAGAAGCCUCGGUUCUGAUUGAAGGGGGAAGCGGAGCGGUAGCAUUGACCAGCACACCAACCGCGAGUGUCUCCCCCAGCCAAUCCCACCCAUAUGACCUUCGAAGAAAUAUUCAACCAUCUACGCGCCUAGUGGAAGGAGAAUGGCAGACCCACCGGAGAAGACGAACACGGUCCCCUCAAAAGAGCAGCCAGAGGGACAGGAGCCGAAGCCCAGGCGUUAGGCAAACUCCACGCCUAAGCUUGCGAUCCAAGCAGCCAAAUUCAUGCUACGCACAGGGCUCCUUGGGCAAUUUGGAGCUGUACGCAGGGAGGAAAUAG